AUGAAUAAGUGGCCUGUGUUUAUUUGUGGACUUUUGUUUAUAUUUAAGGGUUACUCAGCCCUAGAAUAUAACAGACAACGGCUUAAUACAGAUUUCCUACUGCAUGAAGGAGGAGCACAAACGACUGGAACCAAACGAGAUUACGUUAAUUCAGAUACUUUCGGCCAGUCUCCUAACUCCAACCAAUUUCCAGCAUUAGGACCUCAAGUUACACCAAAAUCAACAUCAACAAGUCAUCAAACUAACCAGCCGGCAACUCCGAAAACCACUACAACCACAGCCAGUGUCAAUCCUGGACCACAACGUAAUCCACAAUCCUCGACUGGUAAAAGAGACUAUGUUGCGCCCCAAUUUCCCACCUUGAAACCUGUUCAAAGUAACCAGCAGGCGACUCCGAAACCAACCACGGCGAGUGUCAAUUCUGGGCCACCACGUAGUCCCCAAUCUUCAAGCAGUAAUAGAGAUUAUAUUGCGCCUCAAUUUCCGGCACUUAAGCCAGUGCAAAAUAAUCAUCCAACACAAAAUAACCAGCAAAGUUCUCAAGCAACUGGCAAUAAAGUAAAAGAUCUUGUUAAUUACUACGAUAAUAAAACACCAAAUCAAGGCUCACCCAGUUACAGUUCAAUUCUGCAAGGUCCUACAAAUAAAAACACUAUAAGUUCAUCGACAAAAUUUACACAAUCGAUACCAACAACUUCUCCAAUACAGCCUACAAAACCUAUGAGUUUUAGUUCCAUCGUAACAGGACAAAAUAAGCCCACUACAUCUGGAACUCGAACCGUGACGACUGCUAAACCAAUACGUGCUCCUAGUUCACCCGGAUCUCGACCAGGAACACCAGUUCUGCCAAGUUCUAUUGUGAACAAUAAUCGUCCUGCCACAUCCAAUAGCACGAACGCUGUAACUGAUGCUGAAUUGCAGGUUCUUAGCGAAGAAUUACUGAGAAAAGAUACUAAUAAUGCAGCUCGAUACAUAACAGUUAACUAUCAAGAAAAGACGACGUCACAAUCAACGGAGGAUAAGGCACAACAACCGUUGCUAACUAUAUCACCUGAAGUGUGGAAUAUUCCAACUAUACAAAAGUUUGUUCCAUUAUUGGACAAUUACGAACUUGACUCGUUGGUUAAUGAACAUGUUACGCCACAGGAGCGAAUAGAAGAAAACAACUUUAUGGAUGCGGUAAUGUCUACGACAGUAAUGAGGCAUUUAAUGAAUUUCUUGAAAAACAAAGGGUUGGUCUCACUUGACCCAAAACAACAGAGAGAUUUUGUGAAGCAGCUGUGGUUUACAUUGUAUUCACGAGGCAAAGGAAAACUAGGCAGUUCUGGCUUCGAACACACGUUUCUCUCAGAGAUUAAGAAUGGGGGAGUACAAGGUUUACACAACUGGAUAUAUUUCUCUAAGGAAGAAGCAGCCAAUCGAGUUAAUUACCUGGGUUAUAUGAAAUACGUUGAACUUAACGAUAAAGGAGUUUUGUUGAAGUUCCAUUUUAAUCAACAAGGCCUGGACAAACCAGUUAAUGGCAUGUUCAUUGGCACAUCUCCGGAACUGGAACUAGCGCUGUAUACCCUCUGCUUUAUCACUCGUGUUGACAAUGACUGUAAUCUGAAACUUGGAAAUAAGGAUGUGAACAUUGUGACUUACAAUUACCGUUACCGAAGCAAAAAUCUCGUUGGAACCGCUUUUCCUCAAAUAUAA
Arctia plantaginis is the source of this 1698-nucleotide messenger RNA. The record is from the annotation of a GenBank genome assembly. NCBI's taxonomy places the organism in Eukaryota, Metazoa, Arthropoda, Insecta, Lepidoptera, Erebidae.